This is a messenger RNA of Molossus molossus (Pallas's mastiff bat), 1895 nucleotides long. RefSeq names its product zinc finger protein 283 (gene ZNF283). The record is from RefSeq and is a predicted model, not a curated record. Lineage: Eukaryota; Metazoa; Chordata; Mammalia; Chiroptera; Molossidae.
CACUCAAGCAAUGGAGCCACACCGGCCAGGGCAGAGAUUUGGAGUCAACAUAUGAGACCAAAAAUACCUUUUCAGGAAAGAACAUUUCUGAAAUCAAUUUUUCCCAGUGGGAGAUAAAGGAAAGAAGUAAAACCCUUGGUCUUGAGGCAUCCAUUUUAAAAAAUAACUGGAAGUGUAAAAGCAAAUUUGAGGGAGUACAGGAACAUCAAGAGGAAUACUUCAGUCAAGUGAUAAUCGACUAUGAAAAAAUGCCCACUUACAAAAAUAGUAAAUCUCUUCUUGCACAUCAAAGAAUUCAUAAGCCAGAGAAACCCUAUGUUUUUAAGGAAUGUGGGAAGACUUGUAGUCAUGGUUCAAAACUUGUUCAACAUAAGAGAACUCAUACAACUAAAAAUCACUUUGAAUGUAAAGAAUGUGGGAAAGACUUUUUUAGUGCCUAUCAACUCACUAUGCACCAGAGAUUUCAUACUGGUGAGAAACCCUACAAAUGUAAGGAAUGUGGGAAGACCUUUAGUUGGGGAUCAAGUCUUGUUAAACAUGAGAGAAUCCAUACUGGUGAGAAACCCUAUGAAUGUAAAGAGUGUGGGAAGGCCUUUAGUCGUGGCUAUCACCUUACUCAACAUCAGAAAAUUCAUAUUGGUGUUAAAUCUUAUGAAUGUAAGGAAUGUGGGAAGGCCUUUUUUUGGGGCUCAAGCCUUGCUAAACAUGAGAUAAUUCAUUCAGGUGAAAAACCUUAUAAAUGUAAAGAAUGUGGGAAGGCAUUCAGUCGUGGCUAUCAACUUACUCAGCAUCAGAAAAUCCAUACUGGUAAGAAACCUUAUGAAUGUAAAGUAUGUGGAAAGGUUUUUUGUUGGGGUUAUCAGCUUACUCGACAUCACAUAUUUCAUACUGGCAAGAAACCCUACGAAUGUAAGGAAUGUGGGAAGGCCUUUAAUUGUGGUUCAAGUCUUAUUCAGCAUGAGAGAAUUCAUACUGGCGAGAAACCCUAUGAAUGUAAAGAGUGUGGGAAGGCCUUUAGUCGUGGCUAUCACCUUACUCAGCAUCAGAAAAUUCAUACUGGUGAGAAACCUUUUGAAUGUAAGGAGUGUGGGAAAGCUUUUAGUUGGGGUUCAAGCCUUGUUAAACAUGAGAGAGUCCAUACUGGUGAGAAAUCCUAUGAAUGUAAAGACUGUGGGAAGGCCUUUGGCAGUGGGUAUCAACUUACUCGACAUCACAUAUUUCAUACUGGCAAGAAACCCUACGAAUGUAAGGAAUGUGGGAAGGCCUUUAAUUGCGGUUCAAGUCUUGUUCAACAUGAGAGAAUUCAUACUGGUGAGAAACCCUAUGAAUGUAAAGAAUGCGGAAAGGCCUUUAGUCGUGGCUAUCAUCUUACUCAGCAUCAGAAAAUUCAUACUGGCGAGAAACCUUUUAAAUGUAAUGAAUGUGGAAAGACCUUCAGUUGGAGUUCAAGCCUUGUUAAACAUGAGAGAGCUCAUACUGGUGAGAAAUCCUAUGAAUGUAAAGAAGGUGGGAAGGCCUUUAAUAGUGGGUAUCAACUUAGUGUUCAUCAGAGAUUUUAUACUGAUGAGAAACCUUAUCAAUGUAAGGAAUUUGGGAAGACUUAUCAUGGCUCAAGCCUUGUUCAACAUGAGAGAACUCAUAGUAAUGAUAAACCCUAUGAAUAAAAGAAUGGGGAAGUCUAUAUGGACAGCUUACUCAAAUGAAACAAUUGAUACUGUGACACUUUGUGAUUGAAAAGAUGAAAACGUGUGUGUGUGUGUGUGUGUGUGUUUGGACGACUUAACAAGUGGAAAGAUCUUACUCUGGAUAAAACUUAUGACUGUAGGGAAUGUGCAAAAGCCUUACUUCUGUUUGGACAAUUUGCUUCAUAUCAGGAAAUUCAUACUAGUAAGAAA